Messenger RNA from Condylura cristata (star-nosed mole), 5617 nucleotides. It is a transcript of the gene KDR, whose product is annotated as kinase insert domain receptor. Gene Ontology annotation, cellular component: membrane; signaling receptor complex. The transcript is spliced from 30 exons. The record is from RefSeq and is a predicted model, not a curated record. Gene Ontology annotation, molecular function: ATP binding; growth factor binding; vascular endothelial growth factor receptor activity. Bases 16 to 4086 code for a protein of 1356 amino acids. Gene Ontology annotation, biological process: vascular endothelial growth factor receptor signaling pathway; cell migration; positive regulation of angiogenesis. Lineage: Eukaryota; Metazoa; Chordata; Mammalia; Eulipotyphla; Talpidae.
GGCGCAGGUUGCGGGAUGGAAAGCAAGGCACUGCUGCUCACCGCUUUGUGGCUCUGCGUGGAGAUCCGGGCUGACUCUCUAGGUUUGCCCAGUGUUUCUCUCGAUCCACCCAGGCUCAGCAUACAAAAAGACAUACUUACAAUUAUGGCUAAUACAACUCUUCAGAUUACUUGCAGUGGGCAGAGGGAGUUGGACUGGCUCUGGCCCAACAACCAGAGCGGUUCUGAGAAAAGGGUGGCAGUGACCGAGUGCAGUGACCACAUCUUCUGUAAGACGCUUACAAUUCCAAAAGUGAUCGGAAAUGAUACUGGAGCCUACAAGUGCUUCUACCGGGACAGCGACAAGGCCUCAGUCAUUUAUGUCUACGUUCAAGACUAUAGGUCUCCAUUUAUUGCUUCUGUUAGUGACCAACAUGGCGUUGUGUACAUCACUGAGAACAAAAACAAAACUGUGGUGAUUCCAUGUCUUGGGUCCACUUCAAACCUCAAUGUGUCACUUUGCGCAAGGUAUCCAGAAAAGAGGUUUUUUCCCGAUGGUAACAGAAUUUCCUGGGACAGCAAGAAAGGUUUUACUAUCCCCAGCUACAUGAUCAGCUAUGCUGGCAUGGUCUUCUGUGAAGCAAAGAUUAACGAUGAAAGUUACCAGUCUAUUAUGUACAUAGUUGUGGUUGUAGGAUAUAAAAUUUAUGAUUUGGUUCUGAGUCCCCCUCAUGGAGUUGAACUGUCUGUUGGAGAGAAACUCAUCUUAAAUUGCACAGCAAGGACUGAGCUGAAUGUGGGGAUUGACUUCCACUGGGAAUACCCUUCUUUAAAGCAUCAGCACAAGAAGUUUAUAAACCGAGACCUAAAAAUUCAGCCUGGAAAUGACAUGAAGACAUUCUUGAGCUCCCUCACUAUAGAUGGUGUUACCCGCAGUGACCAAGGCUGGUACACUUGUGUGGCCUACAGUGGGCUGAUGACCAAGAGGAACACCACCUUUGUCAGGGUCCAUGAAAAACCCUUUGUUGCUUUUGAUAGUGGUAUGGAAUCUUUGGUGGAGGCCACAGUGGGAGACCGAGUCAGAAUUCCUGUGAAAUACCUUGGUUACCCUCCUCCUGAGAUAAAAUGGUAUAAAAACGGAAGACCCAUUGAGUCCAAUCACACGAUUCGAGUGGGGCACGUUCUGACUAUCAUGGAAGUGAGUGAGAAAGACACAGGCAAUUACACAGUUGUCCUCAUGAACCCCAUUUCAAAGGAGAAACAGAGCCACGAGGUAUCUUUGAUUGUGACUGUCCCACCUCAGAUUGGUGAGAAAUCUCUGAUCUCUCCCGUGGACUCUUACCAGUAUGGCACCACGCAAACGCUGACAUGCACGGUCUAUGCUGUUCCUCCCCCUCAUCACAUCCACUGGUAUUGGCAGCUGGAGGAAGAGUGCACUUAUGAGCCCACCCCAGCUGUUUUAAUGACAAACCCAUAUACUUGCAAAGAAUGGAGAAGUGUGGAGGACUUUCAGGGGGGAAACAAAAUUGAAGUCAACAAAAAUCAGUUUGCCUUACUUGAAGGAAAAAACAAGACUGUAAGCACCCUUGUUAUCCAAUCAGCAAAUGUGUCUGCAUUGUACAAAUGUGAAGCGGUCAACAAAGCAGGAAGUGGAGAGAGGGUUAUCUCUUUCCAUGUGACCAGGGGUCCCGAAAUCACUUUGCAACCUGGCACCCCACCAACUGAGCAGGAGAGUGUGUCUCUGUGGUGCAGUGCAGACAGGGCUACGUUUGAGAACCUCCUGUGGUACAAGCUUGGUCCACAAGCUCUGCCGAUCCAUGAGGGAGAAUUGCCCACGCCUGUUUGCAAGAACUUGGAUGCUCUUUGGAAAAUGGAUGCCACCAUGAUCUCCAAUAACACAAAUGAUGUUUUGAUCAUGGAGCUCCAGAACGUAUCCUUGCAGGACCAAGGAAACUAUGUCUGCUUUGCUCAGGACAGGAAGACCAAGAAAAGGCACUGCGUCGUCAGGCGGCUCACGGUUCUAGAGCUCCUGGCACCCGUGAUCACAGGAAACUUAGAGAAUCAGACAACAAGCAUUGGCGAAACCAUUGAGGUUUCAUGCACCGCGUCGGGGAAUCCCCCUCCACAGAUUACGUGGUUUAAAGAUAAUGAGACACUUGUGGAAGAUUCAGGCAUAGUACUGAAAGACGGCAACCGGAACCUGACCAUCCGCAGGGUGAGGAAGGAAGAUGAGGGUCUCUAUACCUGCCAGGCAUGCAGCGUGCUUGGGUGUGCCAAAGUGGAGGCAUUUUUCAUAGUCGAAGGUGCUCAGGAAAAGACGAACUUGGAAGUCAUUAUUCUAGUGGGCACUGCAGUGAUUGCCAUGUUCUUCUGGCUACUCCUUGUCAUUGUUCUUCGGACCGUUAAGCGGGCCAACGAAGGAGAACUGAAGACAGGCUACUUGUCCAUUGUCAUGGAUCCAGACGAGCUGCCCCUGGAUGAACGCUGCGAGCGCCUGCCUUAUGAUGCCAGCAAGUGGGAGUUCCCCAGGGACCGACUGAAACUAGGUAAGCCGCUCGGCCGUGGUGCCUUUGGCCAAGUAAUUGAAGCAGAUGCCUUUGGAAUUGACAAGACAGCAACUUGCAAGACCGUGGCCGUCAAAAUGUUGAAAGAAGGAGCAACACACAGCGAACACCGAGCCCUCAUGUCUGAACUCAAGAUCCUCAUUCACAUCGGCCACCAUCUCAAUGUGGUCAAUCUUCUAGGUGCCUGUACCAAGCCUGGAGGGCCACUUAUGGUGAUCGUGGAAUUCUGCAAAUUUGGAAACCUGUCAACUUACUUAAGGAGCAAAAGAAAUGAAUUUAUCCCCUACAAGAGCAAAGGGGCCCGAUUCCGACAAGGGAAAGAAUAUGUUGGAGAAAUCACAAUGGAUCCUAAACGCCGCCUGGACAGCAUCACCAGUAGCCAGAGCUCAGCUAGCUCUGGGUUUGUUGAGGAGAAAUCCCUCAGUGAUGUCGAAGAAGAGGAAGUUUCUGAAGACCUGUACAAGAACUUCCUGACCUUGGAACAUCUCAUAUGUUAUAGCUUCCAAGUGGCUAAGGGCAUGGAAUUUUUGGCCUCACGGAAGUGUAUCCACCGGGACCUGGCGGCACGAAAUAUCCUCUUGUCCGAGAAGAAUGUGGUUAAAAUCUGUGACUUUGGCUUGGCCCGGGAUAUUUACAAAGACCCAGAUUAUGUCAGAAAAGGAGAUGCUCGCCUGCCUUUAAAAUGGAUGGCCCCAGAAACCAUUUUUGACAGAGUGUACACAAUUCAGAGUGACGUGUGGUCUUUUGGUGUCUUGCUCUGGGAAAUAUUUUCCUUAGGUGCAUCUCCAUAUCCUGGAGUAAAGAUUGAUGAAGAAUUUUGUAGGCGACUGAAAGAAGGAACUAGAAUGAGAGCUCCUGACUAUACCACACCAGAAAUGUACCAGACUAUGCUUGACUGCUGGCAUGGAGAGCCCAAUCAGCGGCCCACAUUUUCAGAGUUGGUGGAGCAUUUGGGCAAUCUGUUACAAGCUAAUGCUCAGCAGGAUGGCAAAGACUACAUUGUUCUCCCCAUAUCAGAGACUUUGAGCAUGGAAGAGGAUUCUGGACUCUCUCUGCCUACCUCACCUGUUUCCUGUAUGGAGGAAGAGGAAGUGUGUGACCCCAAAUUCCAUUAUGACAACACAGCAGGCAUCAGUCAGUAUCUACAGAACAGUAAGCGAAAGAGCCGGCCUGUGAGUGUCAAAACAUUUGAAGAUAUCCCAGUGGAGGAACCAGAAGUAAAAGUUAUCCCAGAUGACAACCAGACGGACAGUGGUAUGGUUCUUGCAUCAGAAGAGCUGAAAACACUGGAAGACAGAACCAAAUUAGCUCCAUCUUUUAGUGGACUGAUGCCCAGCAAAAGCAAGGAGUCUGUGGCAUCUGAAGGCUCGAACCAGACAAGUGGCUACCAGUCCGGGUACCACUCUGAUGACACAGACACCACCGUGUACUCCAGCGAGGAGGCGGAACUUUUAAAGCUGGUGGAGAUGGGACCGAAAGCUGACAGUGCAGCCCAGAUCCCCCAGCUCGACUCCGGGACCCCAUUGAGCUCUCCUCCUCUUUAAAAGAAGCCACUCAUGAACCCCACUCCUGGAAAUCACAGGAGAGGUGCUGCUCAGAUUUUCAAGUGUUGUUCUUUCCAUCACCAGGAAGUAGCCACAUUUGAUUUUCAUUUAAAAAACAAAACAAACAAGCAAACAAAAAACCCAGGACCUCAAACUGCAGGGAACCAAUCCUCUAGGCAUUUCCUGAGAAGAUGCUGGUGACCCAAGAAUGUGUUUGUCUCCUUCCUGUGCUGAUCUGAUUCUCUCUCUCAUUCAUUCAAAAGCAUGCAAGGUGCCUCCCACUUUGAGUCUCCCCAUGGGUUCAAGCAAAAGAAGUUCAAGGAACAUACCCAGUCUCAGAGAAGUAACAGUACCUGGGAAGCGGAUACUUCUGUAAAACUAGACGAGAAAACAGGCCUUGCAAGUGCUUUAGGUGUUGAAGACUGGAAGACCUCUGGGGCCCUGGGGGUGACUUGACCUUAGAAGCUUCGUAUGGAAUAUGGGUCCGGAGCCGGCGGGAUGUGGAGUUGGGCUGGAUAGACAGGAAGGUAUUGGCUUGCUUUGAGAGCACACUGGAGCCUGCAAGAACACUGUGUUGGCUGUGGUGGAGGUGGACAUGGGGUCUGUUAGAAAAUGUAAAAGCAUCAGAUGAGGUUACUCAUUUUAGAAGUUCGCGUGCUUUUCCCAGUUGGGCUAAACGAGAGUUCCUUAUGCUAUUUCCGACUCCUAAUGAGAGUUCCUUCCGGACUCUUAUGUGUCUCCUGGCCAAGCCCCAGGAAGGAAAUGAUGCAGCUCUGGGUCCUUGUCUCCCAGGCCAGCCCUUUAUUCAGACCACCACAAAGAAAAGACAUUCAGACGGAGGCUCCCUGUCGUGUUGAAGCUUUCUGGCUGUAUAAACCAGCUUCUGGUUUCUUCUGGAUGAAUACCCACAUAUCUGUCCUGAUGUGAUAUGUCUGGGCCUCCGUAUAGUAGGUUCCGUGUCAAGCUGUGGUGUCAAAGCGUCAGGAGAGAUUUUGCUUUGUUCUUCCACCUUCUCCUCAGCCUUCCUCCUUCUACCCCCAGCCAGUCAGUAUUUUAGUAAUUUGGCCUCUACACCCUAGUAAAAGCUCAUUUGGUGUGUGUACUCUCUGAAUGAUUAUUAGCCAGGUUGCAAAUUAUUUUAUAACCAAAGUUAUAACAACAUCUACUGUAUUAUUUAGAUUUUUAACAUGUAAAGCUGUUUCUACUGGUUUCUGCCCUUGUUCUUUCCUUUUUAAAAAAGAAAAUGUAUUUUCCCUUUGGUACCAUAGUGUGAGAGGCUGGGAACCAAUAUUAAAACAUACUAUGGCCCAUAUAUUUAUAGUCUGUUUAUGUAGAAACAAAUGUAAUAUAUUAAAACCUUAUAUAUAAUGAACUUUGUACUAUUUACCUUUUGUAUUAGUAUUAUGUAGCAAAUACCAAAAGUCGUAAAGCUUUAGCAAUUGAUGCCAUUUUAGUAAAAACAUUGAAAAUCUUGCAGGGAUCCUUUUGGAAAGUCGCAGGACUCUUUGGUUUCUUUUUCUUCUAAAAUGAA